UCUGCGGGGAAGCAACGAAUCUGCAUCCAUUCAAAUUAACUUUGGAAUUAACUCUACUAAGGUUGCAAGAAUGACUCGAGAAAAAACUCAGCUGAAGGAGUUUUUAGAGUCAAUAAGUGUUCUGCAGUGGGUGCUAAGCUUUCUCCUCUUGGGAGUGGCUUGUAUCAUACUGAUGGUGUAUCUUAUGUUUACCUCUCUGUGGCCGCUGUCUGCUCUCUACUUUGUAUGGUUGGUGAUGGACUGGCAUAAACCCGAAAGAGGGGGCAGAAGAACGAUGUCUGUGAGAAAGUGGAAGGUAUGGGAGCACAUGAGAGACUACUUUCCCGUUAAACUGGUCAAGACAGCAGAGCUGAAUCCAAACAAAAACUACAUCCUAGGUUCUCACCCACAUGGCAUCAUGUGUACUGGAGCCUUUACCUGCUUCAGCACGGAGAGCUGUGGCUUUGCUGAGGCAUUUCCCGGCGUGCGAGCCAGCCUGGCGAUGCUGGCGGGCCUGUUCAGGAUACCAUUCUUUAGGGAGUACAUCAUGAGCGCAGGACUUUACCCAGUCAGCAAACCAAGCCUGGUCCACCUCCUUUCAAAAAGCGGCAAAGGGAAUGCAGUGGUAAUUGUGAUAGGGGGCGCUGCCGAGUCUCUGGCAUCCUCUCACGGACUCAACACAGUGGUCAUGAAGGAAAGAAAGGGAUUUGUCAGACUGGCCCUUGAGUUGGGUGUUGAUCUGGUGCCCGUUUAUUCAUUCGGGGAGAAUGAGCUCUACCAGCAGGUGAUUUUCGCAGAGGGCAGUCUGUGUCGCAGGUUACAGGACUUGUUUAAAAAAAUCAUGGGCUUUGCACCGUGUCUCUUUGUCGGUGAGCGCUUUGUUCUCAUGCCCUACAGGACUCCAAUCACGACUGUUGUGGGAAGUCCAAUCUCAGUGCCAAAGCGUGUCACGCCCACAGACGAGGAAGUCGACCAUUAUCACAGACUUUACAUGCAGGCCCUUUCCAAAUUAUUCCACGAACACAAGGUCAGCUGCGGACUUUCAGAAAAUCACGAGCUUCGGAUAAUUUAGAUAUUUUGACAUAAACUGUUUGCACCAAAUACGACUUGGAGUCACUAUGGAUCUGACGUGAUGGACCUAUAUUAACAUUGAAGGUUUCCUGUGAUCAUCAGUCUAUAAAAAUGUGCCUGUAUUUAAAACUGCUCAUCACAUGUUUUAAAUAAUUAUGACGUGAAGCCUUUAUGUGGCACUGCUGUUUGUAUGGAAAACACUGGAGGAUUAUUAGUUUAAUCAUGUUUGGCAAUAAUUUUAACAACAUAUUGAAAAAAAUAUUCUCACGUGUUUCUGAAAGCUGUACAUAUUUGGAAUGAUUCAAUUAUUAUCUCAUAACAUGACAUACUUUUCCUUUUUUGUUUGCAUUAUUAAAACAAUCCCACUAGUUUUCAUGAACAAAAGAAAAAAAUCUUACUGGAUAUUGUGUUG
Molecule: messenger RNA, 1462 nt
Organism: Maylandia zebra (zebra mbuna)
Lineage: Eukaryota; Metazoa; Chordata; Actinopteri; Cichliformes; Cichlidae
Gene: mogat3b
Product: monoacylglycerol O-acyltransferase 3b
Biological process (GO): triglyceride biosynthetic process
Cellular component (GO): endoplasmic reticulum membrane
Molecular function (GO): diacylglycerol O-acyltransferase activity
Source: RefSeq, a predicted model, not a curated record